Molecule: messenger RNA, 1239 nt
Organism: Trichoderma aggressivum f. europaeum
Lineage: Eukaryota; Fungi; Ascomycota; Sordariomycetes; Hypocreales; Hypocreaceae
Exons: 2
Coding region: 1-1239 (412 amino acids)
Molecular function (GO): dipeptidase activity
Source: RefSeq, a predicted model, not a curated record
AUGGCUUCCAAGAUUGACGUCGAGCAAGUACGGCAGCUUGUCAAUUCCCACCUUGACGAAUUGAGCCCUCAACUCCGCACAGUCAACCAGACAAUUCACGACAACCCUGAGCUUGCUUACAAAGAAUUCGCUGCACACGAUACAAUUACUUCUUUCUUGGAAAAGCUCGGAUUUGACGUAAAGCGCAAGACUUGGGGCCUUGAUACAAGCUUUGAAGCCACAAUCGGCUCGGGAGGUCGCCAGGUUGUUGUGUGCUGCGAGUACGAUGCUCUGCCGGACAUUGGCCAUGGCUGUGGCCACAAUCUGAUCGCCACAUCCUCUAUAGCCGCAUUUCUCGGUGCCGCCCAUGCUCUCUCCAAGCUGAGCGUUCCUGGCCGGGUGAGAAUCUUGGGAACACCCGCUGAGGAGGGAGGCGGCGGCAAGGCAAAGCUGAUUGACGCUGGCGCCUUUAGCCCUGCAGAAGACAUUGCCGCGUCUAUAAUGGCUCACCCUAUAUCUGUCAAUCGCAUAAAUAGCAACGGCACAGGCGGCAUCUCUGGGGUUGCUGGAUUUGAUCUCAUCGCUAGCCACAAGUUCCGUGUCGAGUUUCGCGGAGUAACCGCUCACGCAGCCGGUGAGCCUUGGAACGGCGUUAACGCUCUGGAUGCUGCUGUAGCGGCCUAUAACAAUGUGUCCAUGCUGCGCCAGCAGAUCCGGCCUGAUGAGAGGAUGCAUGGUGUGAUUGAGGUCGGCGGCACGGUUCCAAAUGUGAUUCCCGAUUACACGCGGAUGAACUGGUAUGUCCGAAGCCCUACCAGUCAACGUGGGGAGAAGCUGGUAAGGCGAGUGAAGGCAUGCAUUGAGGCAGCUGGCGCGGCAACAGGUUGCGAAGUCAAUUAUAUCCCAGCUGCGACGUAUGAGCAUGUCAUUUCCAACCCCACGCUAUGCAAGGUGUAUGCGGAAGACAUGAGUAAACUUGGCGAAAAGGUCGAGAUAAGCUUACCCGAGAGCUUCAACGCUUCGACCGAUAUGGGAAACGUGACUCAUGUGGUGCCUGGCAUCCAUGGUGGAUUCGGUAUCAAAACAGGGCCAAACGUUGCCCUCCAUAGCCGCGAGUUCGCCGCCGCUGCAGGUACAGACGAAGCUCACGAGGUGGCAAUGAAGAGUGGCAAGGGCAUGGCAAUGCUCGCUCUGAGGGUUCUACUUGAUGAUGACAUUGCUGCGAGUGCGAGAGCCGACUUUGAAAAGAGGUAUGAAUAG